AAUAUCCGCGUCAAUAUUCCCAGGAAAUAUGCUCAACCGGUGAUUCCAAACGAGUUCAAACUCCCUCUCUAGUUUCUAUAAAGGCCUGUCCUCGAACUCCAUUCCAAAAUCUCAAUCUUCAAUCAAUUUCUAUCAAAAGAGUCCCCUUUCAUUACUCUAACACGUUCUUCGACAUGGCGCCUCUCAACUUUGGCUUCCUCAUGAUCCAGUACCAAGUUCUCGAUGUAGCCGGUCCUCUCGACAUUCUUUCCUGUUCCUCAAAGGAGCUCAUGACCUCCCUGGCGGCCGCCGGCUUCCCUGGGGCCUCCAAGAUGGUUGAUAAAGCCAUCGAUAUCAAAUUCCACCACAUUGCCGAAACCAUGAAUCCGGUCCAAAUGACUGGCGGCCUGAGAGUCGUCCCAACAACGACCUGUGACACCUGUCCUCCCCUCGACUUCCUACUCGUCGGCGGCCCAGACCCCUCGAAGUACGUGCUCCCUGAUCGGUUCGCGGAGUUCAUUAGGCAGCAUGUGAAGGCUGGCGGCCACUUGUUUACGACUUGUACUGGUGGAUUGGCGAUUGCGCCAUCUGGAGUUCUCGAUGGGAGGACUGCGACGACGAAUCAUGGCGUGUUGGAGGUUGCGAAGAAGGUGGCGCCCAAGGUGAAGUGGGUGGAGAAGCAGUGGGUUGAGGACGGCAAGAUUUGGACUUCGGGAGGUGCCUGUGCUGGGAUGGACAUGAUGGCGCAUUGGCUCAUUAAAAAUUACGGGAUGGAGUUAGCGAAGUCGACAUUUUAUGGCUUAGAUUUUGAGCCAAGGGAUAUCGAGGGAAAUAGGGUGCUUCCUCAGCAGCAUGGGGCAGGCAUCAAUGGGAACAACCCAUUCUCGGUUUGAAAAUCCGAGCUAUUCUAGCAAGUUCAUGUCGAUCGUUCCCAUACUUUGCACUCAGGAC
This is a messenger RNA of Hyaloscypha bicolor E, 930 nucleotides long. Its product is annotated as DJ-1/PfpI family protein-like protein. The transcript has a single exon. The coding region runs from base 174 to 872 and encodes 232 amino acids. The record is from RefSeq and is a predicted model, not a curated record. NCBI's taxonomy places the organism in Eukaryota, Fungi, Ascomycota, Leotiomycetes, Helotiales, Hyaloscyphaceae.